AUGGUAGAACUUUCUGAUCCAGUUGGUUAUCAAGCUAGUUCCCCGGAUGAGGUAGCACUUGUUUCGUGGACUGCAACUGUUGGUGUAACACUCGUCUUUCGUGAUGUCCACAGAAUGCGCUUGCGCCUACCUAAUGAGUCUAUUGUCGAAUAUGAAAUUCUCAAUUUAUUCCCAUUUUCAUCGGAAUCGAAACGAAUGGGUAUUAUUGUUCGUGAUUAUUCAUCGAAAAAAAUAAUAUUCUAUGUCAAAGGAGCGGAUACAGUCAUGAGCAAUUUAGUUUCCUAUGUCGAUUGGCUAGAUGAUGAAGCUGGAAAUCUAGCCAGAGAGGGACUACGGACAUUGGUUGUUGCCUCACGUACACUAACGGAGGAACAGUACUCAGAUUUCGCCAAACGAUAUCAUGCUGCAAAAAUGUCUCUUACUGAUCGUGUUGAAAAAAUGCAGUCAGUUGUGGCCACUUUAGAGACAGAUUUAGAAGUUCUCUGUCUAACCGGUGUAGAAGAUCGACUUCAGGAUGGAGUUCGUCCUGCAUUGGAAGCCUUAAGAAAUGCUGGUAUAAGAGUUUGGAUGUUGACUGGAGAUAAACUUGAAACAGCUGCGUGUAUUGCUAAAUCUUCUCGUCUAGUCGCUCGUGAUACACCUAUGUAUAUAUUUCAGUCAGUCAGCGGUCGAAUGGAAGCUCAUCUAGAAUUGAAUGCUUUCCGUAAACGUUGUGAUCAUGCAUUAUUGAUCACUGGAACAUCGAUGGAAACAUGCUUACGGUUUUAUGAGCAUGAAUUUGUUGAAUUGGCGAGGCAAUCACCAGCUGUAGUUGUAUGUCGUUGUUCACCAACACAAAAGACACAAAUAGUCACUUUAUUAAGAUAUCAUACAAAGGCUAGAGUUGCGGCAAUUGGUGAUGGUGGCAAUGAUGUUGGUAUGAUACAAGCAGCUGAUCUUGGUCUUGGCCUGUUCGGCAAAGAAGGUCGACAAGCUAGUCUGGCAUCAGAUUUUAGCUUAGCUCAAUUCAAGCAUGUGACCCAGCUGUUACUUGUACACGGAAGAAAUUGUUAUAAGAAUACAGCUGCAUUGGCUUUAUUUGUUAUCCACAGAGGUUCAAUCAUCACUGUUAUGCAAGCAAUAUUUUCAGCGGUAUUCUAUUUCGUCGCAAUACCGUUAUUCCCAAGUUUUCUACUAGUUGGUUAUGCUACAGUGUUCACCAUGUUUCCCGUAUUUUCUUUGGUACUUGAUAAAGAUGUACCAGAUCGGAUUGCUAUUACUUAUCCUGAAUUAUAUAAAACAUUACAGAAAGGUCGUGAAUUAACCUUUAAAACUUAUUUCAUCUGGCAGUUGAUAAGUGUUUAUCAAGGUAGCGUGAUUAUGUAUGGAGCUUUAUUACUUUUCGAGGAUGAAUUCAUCCAUGUAGUAGCUAUUACAUUCACUGCUUUGCUGCUUACUGAAUUACUUAUGGUAGCGAUCACUAUACGUACUUGGCAUCUGCUUAUGAUUUUGGCUGAAGUUAUAAGUUUAGCUAUCUAUAUAGUCGCUUUGAUAGUUAUGAAGGCUUAUUUCGAUUCAGUAUUUCUCAGGACUGUUGGAUUUGUUUGGAAAGUGUUAGCUAUUACAGGUGUCAGUUGUAUCCCAAUUUUAAUAUUGAAAUUUAUACACUAUAAAUUUAGACCAUCUAUCUACUCUAAAUUACAAUAA
This is a messenger RNA of Heterobilharzia americana, 1686 nucleotides long. NCBI's taxonomy places the organism in Eukaryota, Metazoa, Platyhelminthes, Trematoda, Strigeidida, Schistosomatidae. The record is from the annotation of a GenBank genome assembly.